This is a messenger RNA of Brassica rapa (field mustard), 1236 nucleotides long. Its product is annotated as mavicyanin. Gene Ontology annotation, molecular function: electron transfer activity. The record is from RefSeq and is a predicted model, not a curated record. NCBI's taxonomy places the organism in Eukaryota, Viridiplantae, Streptophyta, Magnoliopsida, Brassicales, Brassicaceae. Gene Ontology annotation, cellular component: plasma membrane.
CUUUUUCAGAUAACAAUACAAUAUAUAUAGAAAUUAUCUCUUUUCUAAAUUAUAUUUUCAGAUUUUGGAUAAUUCUUACUAUUAUUAAUUUUAAUCAAUUAUAUAAUCAAAUAAAUUAAAAUUUUGUUUUUAUUUUUUAAUUUAUUUAUACAUUUUAUACAUUAAGGGUAUAAACAAUUUUAACCAACUUUUAACGGGAGAGCUAGUUUCCGAAAAUUUACUUUGCAAAUAAUAGUAUAGAUAGAUACACAUAAAAUUAUACCGGAAUUAAAAUAAAAAAAAAACAAAGCACAAUACGAAUUUAAAGAUUUGACAACUACCAAAGAUCUUAGCUUUGAUUCAACUCCAAGCUUGUUUUGUUUCUUUCCUUCCCAAGUUUUAUCUCUUAAGCAACCAAGUUCAUGCAUUGCCCUCUAUAUAUAUGAACUGGCUAGCAAAAAGCUUAAGUCAAGUAUUGCUAAACCGGGUUCAAUUCACUAAAACCAAAGAAAAUGCAAGCAGGUAUUGCUAUCCUGGUUUUUGCCGGUUUAAUGGCGGUUAAGACAACGUUUGCAGCACAACAUGUGAUGGGCGGGAGCCAAGGCUGGGAAGAGUCCGUUGACUUUGAUUCUUGGUCGUCCGAUCAAUCUUUCAAAGUCGGCGACCAAUUGGUUUUUAAGUAUUCCGGACUACACAGCGUUGUAGAGCUGGGAAGCGAAACGGCAUACAAGAGUUGUGACCUGGGAACACCCGUAAAUUCCUUAAGCUCUGGAAACGACGUCGUUAAGCUGUCUGAAACCGGUACUCGUUAUUUCGCAUGUGGGACCCCAGGGCAUUGUGAACAAGGUAUGAAGGUCAAAGUCAACGUUGUCUCUUCUGAUUCCACCGCCGUUCCCUCGCCGGGUUCGGGUUCAAGCUCUGACUCGGAUUCUAGUUCGGGUCAUGGGUUACGACGUGCUUCCAUUGAAUAUAUGUUGGCUGUUGGAUCGUUGAUCAUGGGCCUUGUUUGGUCUUUCUGAGGAUUUAGGAGGGGAGAAAACAAAUAAAUUUUCGAGUUAUUAAUUCGUAUUUGUUGUAUUUUGGAUCAUUAUGUAUUUCAGAUUUAUGCAUUUCUGAUUUUUUCAUAUAUUUCAGUUACUUUGGUUUCUCACCCUCUUGUCCACUUGAUUGGUUCAAUUGGAAUAUUCUUUCUUAUGCCAUUUCAUAUGCUAAAAUUUUAUUUUCAACAGUUUUAUAACUAUUUUCAUUUAUUUUUCA